AUGGAUAUCUUGGAGAGAAUUUAUUACGGCCUUAAGCGGCAAGUGGUAACGAUACCGGCAACCAUAACAAAAUCGGUGGACACUAUCAAUAAGUCAAUGAAUCAAGUGAGAAUUCCACCGCUCACGAAAGAUAAUGUUUUAUUUUACUAUAUGCCAAUACAAGGUUUGGUCAGUUAUUCAACAUUAUCCAUUGGUGUGAUGAACCCCCACUUAAUGGUAAGAUUGUUUCCAAAACGUGACAUAACCGAUCUAUUAUUCCUGUCAGCGGGGAGUGGUGCAGGUCUAUGGUUAUGGGCCCGUCCACACAUUGCAGCAGCAGCACCAGCUCGACGAUUCUCAUGGGCUUUCUUGGGAGGUUGUCUUUGGCCUCUGGGAUCAAUAUUCUUAUGGGCAAUACUACGUAGUUCCAUAGGCCAGAGACCCGUUUUGGGAACAAUCCUUGGUAUCUCGACCGGUGUAAUGCUCACAAAUAUAGCAAUUGACUAUUUUAAUUAUGUAGAGCUCAUGUUCUGUGGAGAGGUUCGCUUACCAGAAGAUGUAUAUAGUCCUAAUAGUGAUGAUGAAAAAUAUGAUAUUGAUUUGUAA
Molecule: messenger RNA, 585 nt
Organism: Danaus chrysippus (African queen)
Lineage: Eukaryota; Metazoa; Arthropoda; Insecta; Lepidoptera; Nymphalidae
Source: the annotation of a GenBank genome assembly